GAGUAACACUCUCUCCAAAUUUUAUGUGCUCGGAAAACUUGAGUUUCAUUGAAACUGACAUUUUCUAUGCAACAACUCUUCAUAUUUUCACAGGAAUUGGAGUUCCUGUGCACUUAUUCGGUGUUUAUAUUAUUGUUGCUCGGACUCCGAGCAAGAUGAGCUCUGUCAAACUUAGCAUGUUCCUCCUCCUUUUUGCUGGAGCAUUUAUGGAGUUGUUUUUAAGUUUCUUUGCUAUUCCAGUAUUAACUCUUCCCUCUUGUGCAAUAUAUACACUUGGAUUUGGUCAAGUCAUAGGGGUGCCUACAGAAGUUCAGGCUUAUAUUGGGUACAGUGUAGUUGGAGUAACGGGUAUAACCAUUCUCGUGUUUUUUGAAGAACGAUAUCAUCAAUUAGUCAAUGGGCAUAGAUCGAAUGGAAUCAGAAGCUGCUCAAGAGUUAUCUAUAUUGUUAUUCACUAUAUGUAUUCUGCUGCAUAUAUAAUUCCAGUUUUUCUGAAUAUUCUUAAUCAAACAAUGGCAAAAUUGGCCAUAAAAAAGGCAAUUCCUUGUAUCCCGCUGAAAAUCCUUAGCCGACCUGAUUUUUCUGUCAUUUCAAUUAACAAUUUUACUUUGUGUUUUUGCAUUGUUACUUUCUUUUCAAUUGUUGGAUUUCAAGUUUUCCUCCUGGUCAGUGCAAUUUGUUGGAAAUUAUUUCAUAUGGUAUCCCAGUCAGAAGCUACAAACCGUCUUCAAAAGCAAUUCUUCUACGCUUUAUGUCUACAGGUUUUUAUUCCGGUUUUUGUGCUAACUUUUCCAAUGAUUUAUGUUGUUCUGACAAGUUGGUUUGAGUAUUAUAAUCAAGCUGCAACCAACACUGCUCUAACUAUAAUUUCUACUCACGGAAUUCUCUCGACUUUGACUAUGCUCAUUGUGCACACGCCUUAUCGUAAAGCCGCUACGGAAAUACUCUGUUUUAAUUGUAAAAAAGCUGAAAAAAACGCAAAUAAUUCUCAGCAAAUUUGGAGAACUGUUAACAAAUAAAAAUUGUUUUG
Messenger RNA from Caenorhabditis elegans, 1030 nucleotides. RefSeq names its product Serpentine Receptor, class H (gene srh-180). The record is from RefSeq and is marked reviewed. The transcript is spliced from 4 exons. The coding region runs from base 24 to 1019 and encodes 331 amino acids. Lineage: Eukaryota; Metazoa; Nematoda; Chromadorea; Rhabditida; Rhabditidae.